This is a messenger RNA of Prorocentrum cordatum, 3721 nucleotides long. NCBI's taxonomy places the organism in Eukaryota, Dinophyceae, Prorocentrales, Prorocentraceae. The record is from the annotation of a GenBank genome assembly.
AUGGCGGCGCCUGCCGGGGCCUCGCUCGACGAGGUGGUGUUGGAUCCCAACGCGCCGGCCGCAGCGGGCUCCAAGUCGGAGCCCGCGGCCGUCGCCGCGUCGGGCCGCUGCUGCUGCAGGCGCCCACGGUGCCUCUGCGUCGGCGCGUGCUGCGGCUGCUGCUGCGUCGUGCCGCUGGUGGUGAUCGGGGCCAUCGCGGCUUCGGUCGCCGACGAGUACUGCGGUCUGGGCCCCCUCCAGAGCAUGCUGAGGCGGGCUCCUCUCACCGAAGAGGAGAUCCACAAUGGCAGCUCUGGCGACUCGGUCUGCAGUCGCUCCCAGUUCCUCGGGGCGAGGCCGAGCAGCUGUGCUGCGAGGGCGUGGAUUUCACAGGAGUUUAUCGAUCACUUGGCCGACGAGGCGCAAGACAUCGUCAACCAGGAGUUCGCCACCAUGGCCAACGAGAUGAUCAACUCCGCUGGAUACGAGGAGGUCGAUGGAAGUGCCUCGGGCGUGCAGUGGGCCAUCUCCGACGCAUCAGUGGACCACGUGAGCGUCGGACACGUGAGCUUCGCCUUCGCGGCGGGCCGCGGCUUGGUCAUGACGAUGGAGCAGCUGCGCAUGACCGCCUCCUUCAGCUUCGACGGCAAGCACUCCAAUGGAAUCUCCGACAGCGGCCGGAUCGCGCUGGCCUUGAAUUCCGGCACUUCGGCGUCGGGCAUCAUCGACGUCAGUGUCACAGAGGGUGGCAAGCCCCUGCUGACGCUCCAGCCCGGCGCCCUCUCAGUCAACAUCGACACCGACGUGACUUUCGACGGCUCUUGGAUCGGUUCCAUCCUGCAGGUGUUCACCGACCCAGUCAAGCCUUGUGCCGACGAAUCCUUGGAGGCCGCCGUCACGACCUUGGCCCACGACUUUGUUGCGGUGACGCUUGCGAGGUCGUUCCUGUUGGGCCUGCCCCUCCCAGAGCUGCCGCCCUACGUCGGCGGCCACGGCGAGCCGCAGGACUGCUGGGCCUUCGACUACUCCCUCUGCGCCAUCGACACCUUCUCGAACCACAUGGGCGUCCACGUGCGGGCUGCGUUGGUCGACGUGGCCGACCCUGCGCUCAUCUACCACAGCUCGCCGCAGGCCCUGCCACAGGUCCAGGAGGAGAGGGUCGGGACGUCGAUGACGUCCCUGGCAAUGAGCGAGUGGGUCGUAGCCAGCAGCACCUGGCUGAUGUGGAAGCGCGGCAUACUCAGCUUGGACAUGGACCUCGCCGAGCAGCUUCCCGCACUGCACGACUCCUUGCGCUCCGUUUUCCCCGAGACCCGUUUGAGAUUGAAGCUCGAUGUCGGGGAGGAGCCCACAUUCGUCUUCCAGGAUCAGGCUGUUUCCUUCGAGGCCCGGGACGUCAGGUUGCAGAUCGUCAACGACGCGGUUUGCCAGUCGUUCGACGGUAUUCCCUGCGUCUUCCCGUUCGAGUACGGUGGCAGCACUUACAGCGGUUGCACGGCCGCCAACUGGAUAACCCCUUGGUGCGCCACUGCUGUCUCGGGCUCCGGGAGCAUGAGCGACUGGGGACACUGCUCGACGACGUGUGUCGGCUCGCUCGUCGACCUCGGGACCGACGCUGGCCUCAGAAUCGAACCGAAGAUCGAGAACCAGACCUUCGGCGUGAGCCUCGCGAACUUUUACGUGGGCUACCUGUCCGUGGACUCCAGCUGCAACACCCUGUUCAGCGAACCCUGUGUAUUCCCCUUUACCUACAACUUCCAGACGUACACCGAGUGCACGACGGCUGGCACUGGCUGGCCGGGCUACAGCUGGUGCGCCACCGAGGUCGACUGGCUCGGGGUCGUGUCGAGCGGAAGGUGGGGGGUCUGCAGUCCGGUGUGCUCGGGCUUCAGGGCCCUCAUCAUGGACCCCAUCAACCAGCAGGUCGACGCCCUCCUGAGCCAGAGCAUGGGCCCCAGCGUGCCGCUCAACCGGGAGCUCCCGGGCCUUCCGCAGCUGCUGAACACGAGCCUCUCGGUGGACGCCGCCUCCUUCAUGGUGUGGACGGACGUGCACCUGCGGCUGGAGAACCCCGGAGAUCUCAUGACGAAGUACUUGGACAGACCAAAGUUAGACAAAUUCUGCAAGAAGCUCGGCUACGCCGCACGAGGCCCGGGGCGCCCGGGAGGGCCGCAGGCCGCUCCCGGCAGGGCCGCGGAGCGCUCCGGGGACCGGGAGAUGGCCUGGCUGGCAGUGCGAGAGGACCCGGAGGCGUUCGUCCACGCCGACAAGUCGUUGCGGGGCGACAAGGGCCUUGCGAUGGAGGCGCUGCGGAGGAAUCUGGGGCCGCGCGCUGCAGUACGUCCCGGAGGAGCUCCGGGGCGACCGCGAGGUGGCGCUGGCCGCGGUGGGGCACUGCGGGGAGGCGCUGCGCUUCUCGGAGCUGUCGCGGGACUUCGACGUCGCCCUCGAGGCUGUCAGGCAGGAGGGCAUGUCGCUGCGGUGGGCCUCCGAGGCGCUGCGCGACAACCGCGAGCUCGUGCUGGAGGCGGUGCGGCAGAACGGCCGCGCGCUGCGGUACGCCUCCGCGGCGCUGCGGGCGGACGAGGAGCUGGUGCGGGAGGCUGUGAAGUGCGACACCGACGCGUUCGCCUACGCGGCCCAGGAGCUGAAGCCUGCGCUGGAGGACUUCAUGGAGCACAUGUGGUUGGAGGCGGGGGUCCACCUCGAGAGGCGCAGGAUCGGGCAGGAGGCGGCGCUCUAGAAGCAGACCCCUUGCCGCUUCGGGGCGCGCGUGAGCUGGCCCUGCCGACUGCGCCCCGCGUGCACUGCCUCUCGCUGCUGUUCCUGGCGCCCCCCCUGUCCAGAGGCAGUGUGCAGGCCUUUGCUGCCUGCCCCUGCCUGUCAGAAGGUCUCCGACGGGAGAAGGUUCGAUGCCAGCGAAGCCCCUGGGCCCGAGGCCUGCCCCGCAUCGUGUGUGGGACAUGGUGGGUCCACUUGCGCGCGCUUCGUAGUGCCCCGGCGAUGGAUCUGGCGGUGCGCACGGAGAGAGGGUCGCCCCCACCCGGUUCGCUUUGGCCUCGUGUUCGCGCGGCCAAGAUAUGAUUUGUUCGGUCGGGGCGUUUUCUGUCGGCAUCGGCACCCAGGAGCCCGUUCAGUGCCUUGCCCCGGGAUCAUCAACGCUUGAUCCAGAGUCAGGAACCCUCGUGCCGCGCAUUUUAGCGGAAGUGCAUCGUCAGAUGCCUGGGCACGCGGGCAUUGCUCCUGAUCCAGGGCUCGAGCUAACGGUUUGUUGACGAACACGAAACACAUUGUUGAGCUCGAGCCCUGCGCCUCCGAUAUGUCUCACCGCCUGCGCUGCCUUUGGCCGGGGCUCCCGGAUGGGGCCUCCAGAUCCGUCUCACCGCUGGCGCCGACCUGGGCGAUGGAGGCGCGCCGCCGCCGAGAGCCUCGUCGCCAGGAGCGAGCUCGCAAAACCUGCUCGCCUCGGAGGCGGCCUUCUCGCGCACCCGCUCAAGCAUCGGCUCGCGGAGCUCCGCGCGGAUGUGUACCUUGGCUCGGCGCGGGACCCCCCUGCGCCGCGCCUCGGGCGCCGCCCCCGGCGCGCUCCGCGGGCCAGGGAAGGGGCCCGGUGCAGAUCCCGGUUUCUGGUGCUUCUCUUGCUCACUGUCUUCGGCAGGGAGCGCCCUUGGUCCCCCCUCCCGCCCCUCCGCGGCCGCCUCUCCUCCUCGCGCGCCCCUGCCCCCCCCCCCUUGCUGCCGGG